ACGCACCUGGGCCGCUGCGGCCCCUGCCGGCCCCUCCUCCGGCCGCGGGGAAGAGGAAAGUCGCGGCGGGGGCGCGGCCCAGCCUUCGCUCCCGCCCGCCUCGUCCCGGUCCCCGCCCGCCGUCCCCGAGCCGCGACGCCCAGAGCUGCGACCGGCGCGCCCUGCUCCGCCGCCGCCCGGGCCCGGGCCGCCAUGUCUCUAUGGAAGAAAACCGUCUACAAGAGCGUGUGCCUGUCCCUGGCCCUGCUUGUGGCCGUAACAGUAUUCCAGCGCAGUCUGACCCCCCACCAGUUUCUGCAAGAACCCCCGCCGCCCACCCGAGAGCCACAAAAGGCCCAGAACCCAAGCGGACACCUAGUGAACCCCAACAGCUUCUGGAAGAACACCAAGGAUGUGGCUGCCGCCACGCCCAUGGCCCCACCAGGGCCCCAGACUUGGGACAUCAGCUCCACUAACUGCUCAGCGAAUAUCAACGUGACCCAGCAGCCCUGGUUCCAGGGCCUGGAGCCCCACUUCCAGCAGUUUCUGACCUACCGUCACUGCCGGUACUUCCCCAUGCUGCUGAACCACCCGGAGAAGUGCCGCGGCGCUGUCUACCUGCUGGUGGUGGUCAAGUCGGUCAUCACGCAGCACGACCGCCGCGAGGCCAUCCGCCAGACGUGGGGCCGGGAGCAGGAGUCGGGGGGCGGCGGCCGCGGCGCCCUGCGCACCGUCUUCCUGCUGGGCACGGCCUCCAAGCAGGAGGAGCGUGCGCACUACCAGCAGCUGCUGGCCUACGAGGACCGCCUCUACGGCGACAUCCUGCAGUGGGACUUUCUGGACAGCUUCUUCAACCUGACCCUCAAGGAGAUCCACUUCCUCAAGUGGUUUGACAUCUACUGCCCCCACGUCCAGUUCAUCUUCAAGGGCGACGACGAUGUCUUCGUCAACCCCACCAACCUGCUCGAAUUUCUGGCUGACCGGCAGCCUCAGGAAGACCUGUUCGUGGGCGACGUCCUGCAGCGCGCUCGGCCCAUCCGCAAGAAGGACAACAAAUACUACAUCCCGGGGGUCCUGUACAGCAAGGCCAGCUACCCCCCGUACGCGGGCGGCGGCGGCUUCCUCAUGGCGGGCGGCCUGGCCCGGCGCCUGCGCCGAGCCUGCGACACCCUGGAGCUGUACCCCAUCGACGACGUCUUCCUGGGCAUGUGUCUGGAGGUGCUGAGCGUGCAGCCCACGGCCCACGAGGGCUUCAAGACUUUCGGCAUCACCCGGAACCGCAACAGCCGCAUGAACAAGGAGCCCUGCUUCUUCCGCUCCAUGCUGGUGGUGCACAAGCUGCUGCCCCCCGAGCUGCUGGCUAUGUGGGGGCUGGUGCACAGCAACCUCACCUGCGCCCGCAACCUGCAGGUGCUCUGACCGCAGCCAGACCGCCGGGAGAGGCGGGGCCACGGGUUCUUGAGCCCC
This is a messenger RNA of Odobenus rosmarus divergens (Pacific walrus), 1446 nucleotides long. RefSeq names its product UDP-GlcNAc:betaGal beta-1,3-N-acetylglucosaminyltransferase 7 (gene B3GNT7). The transcript is spliced from 2 exons. Gene Ontology annotation, cellular component: membrane. The record is from RefSeq and is a predicted model, not a curated record. Gene Ontology annotation, molecular function: hexosyltransferase activity. Bases 193 to 1398 code for a protein of 401 amino acids. Lineage: Eukaryota; Metazoa; Chordata; Mammalia; Carnivora; Odobenidae.